Molecule: messenger RNA, 2275 nt
Organism: Drosophila bipectinata
Lineage: Eukaryota; Metazoa; Arthropoda; Insecta; Diptera; Drosophilidae
Gene: Stim
Product: stromal interaction molecule
Biological process (GO): store-operated calcium entry; intracellular calcium ion homeostasis; activation of store-operated calcium channel activity
Cellular component (GO): endoplasmic reticulum; plasma membrane
Molecular function (GO): protein binding; calcium channel regulator activity; calcium ion binding
Source: RefSeq, a predicted model, not a curated record
GUCACUUUAUUUUUCCAUAUUUGUUUGUGUCUUUGGGGAGUCAACAGCUUAUUUUUGGUGAUAUUAUCUGCUUGAAACUACAAACACAAAACACAAAUGUAAACUGCAAAGAAAGGAGAAAUUCGUGUUAAUAUAAUUUCAAGGAAAUCCACUGUAUCCAGCAUAAUGCGAUGGAAUACAGUUUUCAAUUUCUAUUUCACCUUCUUCUGCUGCGUGUUUAAUAACUAUGGCAAACUGGGCAUACAUGCCCAUGACGCACGGGCCCCAGUUCCAUCCUCGCACCCUGGCAGCGGCAGUGGCGGUGGCCACUCCGCGGCGCCACAUCCUGAACAUCAACACCUGCCCAGAAGCUCCUACAAUCUGCUAAGCGAGGCCAUGUCCCAGGCUGUCAGUUCGAUGGAAAGCGGUUCAGCAGAUGGCGCCUGCAAUGCGGAUGACCUGGACUGCUAUCAUGGUAAUGUACAGGAUCGUUUCGGUUUGGAGGCCAUUGCCAGCUUACAUCGCCAGCUGGACGAUGACGAUAAUGGGAACAUCGAUCUGAGUGAAUCGGAUGAUUUUCUGCGCGAGGAACUAAAAUACGACUCUGGCUACGAGAAGAGGCAGAAGGCCUUCCAUUUUAACGACGACAUGCACAUAUCCGUCAAGGAGUUGUGGGAGGCCUGGCUCCGAUCCGAGGUGCACAACUGGACCAUUGAGCAGACCACCGACUGGCUGGAACAAUCCGUUCAGCUGCCCCAGUAUUCGGAUCUCUUCAAACUGCACAAAGUGACUGGUGCUGCUCUGCCCAGGUUAGCUGUGAACAAUCUCCAAUAUUUAAGUCAUGUCCUUGGCAUCAAAGAUCCCAUACAUAAGCAAAAAAUCUCUCUAAAAGCUAUGGAUGUGGUCCUCUUUGGGCCGCCCCGUGAAACGGGCACCCAUUGGAAGGACUACAUACUAGUUACCCUGCUACUGAGCGCUAUUAUUGGAUGCUGGUACGCCUACCAGCAGAACAAGGAUGCCAAACGCCACCUCCGCCGCAUGGCCCAGGACAUGGAGGGAUUGCAGAGGGCCGAGCAGAGUCUGCAGGAGAUGCACAAGGAGUUGGAGCGGGCCAGAAUGGAGCAGGAGAGUGUGACAACGGAGAAACUGGAUUUGGAGCGUCGCUUGAAGGAGGCACCAUCGCUCAGCCCCUCGAGCUCGGACUUGGAAGUGCAGCUGCUGAAAAAAGAAAUCGAGACGCUGCGCAAUGAGUUGUCCCGGGCCGAAUUCGAGCUGGCUGACAACUGCUGGGCGCCACCGCCCCAAUUACAGUCGUGGCUGCAGUACACGUACGAGCUGGAGAACAAGAACCAUCAAAAGAAACGUGCAUCCGCCGAGAAGCAGCUACAGUCGGCUCGGGAGGCGUGCGAGAAGUUACGCAAGAAACGGUCGAGCUUGGUGGGUGCCUUUGUCUCUACGCACGGAAAAAGUAUUGAUGAUGUUGAUCGGUCGAUUGUCGAGGCACGUAACGCCCUGGGAGAGGUCACCAAUGAACUGCAGGAGCGACUUCACCGUUGGAAACAGAUUGAAACAUGCCUCGGCUUGAAUAUUGUGAACAACAACGGAUUGCCGUUUUUGGAGAAUGUUCUGUACAGCCGUAAUGGGGGCUUACAAAGUUCCAUGGGAUCAAAUUCAGCUAAAGGAUCGAGAACACGUAUUUCCAAUCUCUCUGAUGACCUGGACGAUGAGUCCGUACAGGGUAAGCUGAGCUUUGAGAACUUUUCUCUGCUUGCCACCGAAUAGGCCGAGUCUCACAGCUAUUACAUCGUAAUUCUUCACGAAAAUCCUACUUCUACAACUACAAUUGACCUUUAUUCGUCGUUAAAUCCCCAAUAAGAGAGCUCUUCCUAAUAUUAAGAUUAUGUUUUAAUGAAGGUCAUAUAAAAUGUAUCAAAUUGUAACCUACAUAUAUAUAUAUAUUUGUAAUAUAUCCUUGUCAAUUUUGAUGUAAAAAUGUCAACUGUUCAAAUAUUUGUCAAACAAAAUGAACGAGGAAGAACUAUGUAUGCAGUGUUUUGAACAUCUCGCAUACACAUACAAAUGUACUUAUCACUUAAAAAUCGGAUAUAACAUAUAUACAUUUAUGGCAGACAUUGUCAAGCCCCCAAAAUAUGGUUUCGGUAAUUGCUGUUCUAUUAAAAAACAAAUCAUGCUCCUCAGUUUCAAGUCAAUAAAUUUGUUAUCUCCAAAAAAAUUCUUAUUUUUAAAAUCGUAUCUUCCAAUUGUAAAAGCAAUAUAGGUAAAUCGUUUAAAAGUG